AUGUCUCAAGUACAGGGCAUAAGGCUGCCGAUCCCAGGUUGUGCAGAGAGAGCCUCGAGUGCUGCUUCCGUCAGCCUGGACUCCUCAGAUGGAUCGGCUGCUGCCUCCGCAGCCUUUCGAAACGAACCCCAAGAACUCCUAGGUCUAUCUUCUGGACCGCGACCUAUGUCUAUUACCUCUCCUAUACCAAGGAACCUGAGCAACUCUGCCUCAUCAGGACAGCAGGCUUAUACAAUUGACAUCCCACCAGACUACAGCUUUCCAGAGGACCUCGGCCUCAAUGAUCCAAAAGGCUCUCAGCAAGUCUGGCCUGGCUACCAGGUGACCGGCAACGACAAUGACAACGUCGCGUAUCCACCGCGACGUGUUACUCCAGCAGAACCAGAGCAACCGUGGAACCCAAUUCAUCUCAAUGGGCCGCUGCCUUCUCAACCUCGAGGAGACGACGGGCAGCGUGACUCAACAGCUCCGAUGAAUGCCAGAAUAGGCCAGCAAAGGUCAAUCGUCGGCAGUCAUGCAAACGAAACUGACGAAGGCUACUACACCUACUCUCAACCCGACAUCCGCUCAACCUACAGCGAUGACUCGGGCCAAAGGCAUCGCAUUCGAUCCGGACCCUCGUCCAUUCCACGCUCGAUACCAUUAGCUCAAGGGCACUCCACGUUCGCUCAGUACAACGCCGAGCAAUCUUUCACGGCCAUGGACUACCAGUUCCCAGGGCCGAUGGAGCCGCAGCUAACCAGCCAGGUCCCACGAGAACCCCAUACUUGUACCGAGCCUGAAUGCAAAUUUACCUGUAAAACAAUGUCUGACCUCAAAAAGCAUACUGCUCGCCAUAAGAGGGAGCAUGUCUGCGAUCAGCCUGGAUGCACACGAGCUAACAAAGGCUUUCCAACCAUCAACGAUCUAGAAAGACAUCAGAAGUCUGUUCAUGGGAUAGAACCACGCCAUGGUCAAAGUCGGAUGUACAAAUGCUUUGCGCCGAACUGCAAAAACCGGGAGAAGAAAUGGCCAAGGCUGGAUAAUUUCAAGCAACACCUUCAACGAAUGCAUAAGGACGAGAGCACAGAAGAGUUGAUCCGGCAGUCCAAUCAGUGGUAUGAUACAGAAAAGAAGCCACACCAGCCAGCAUCCCUAGUAGCUGGCGCAACACCAUCUCAAGGCUCGCAUUUUUCAAACUCUGGGCCUAACCUCAUGACCGAAACAUCUCCUCUUGCGAAAUCUUACAAUCAUCUAUCCCCAGACUGGCGGCCAACACGAAAUGCAUUGCGCCAGCAACAGUUAACAACACCGAAUAGACCACGACAUUCAUCCUUAUCAAGUCAGCCGAAUUCUUCUGCUUCUCUUUCUCCAACCCGAAAGUCUUCCUCCGUACCGUUCCUCGGCCUUGAUAUGCACUUCGGUAGUUGCCCCCAAUUAGGUCAAACGUCAAUGGCCAUGAUCCCUACGCAGCUGUCAUCAGACUUGCUGCUUGACAGUUCACAACGCCCGACUCGUGGAAGACCCACUGCGCACACCGUACCGAACCCUGAUACUACGGCUCUGUCUGAUCUUCCGGACAUCGGUUAUUCCGCACCGUCAGGAUCUUUCCAUAUUCCACAAGACGACCUGGCUCACAUUGCGCCCAACUUGAAUGCAGAGGCUCAGUCUGCCUUCCAGUCUGCCUUCCUUUCCGCAGAUCAAACCCUAAGUUCUCCUUCCAUUCCCGCCAAUAGGGGUACAGGGUCCUCGUCAUCCCCUAUCUCUAUUGAAGCCCUCACGGCUUUCAUUAACAACAACACCCGCGGGCAAAAGGACGAAAGUGCAGUCCUUCUGCGGAUUCUUCAAGCCGGCAUCAGCAAACUGGCGGAAGCUGAACCUCAAUCAAAUACAGCUACAACGACAUCGUCCUCUUCCUCAGUCGUGACCUCGACUCUUACUUCACAUCCCGACUCAACCAAUACCCGUCUGCAACAUAGCUGCCCGGAAAAGCCCUGCACAAAGACGUAUCCUCGGCCGUGUGAUUUGAAAAAGCAUCUGAAACGCCAUCAUCGACCCUACGGCUGUACAUUCAGCAAAUGCUAUGAGAAGUUCGGCAGCAAAUACGAUUGGAAGAGACACGAGAAUACUCAACAUUUCCAACACGAAUGCUGGAAAUGUGCCCUGUGUUCUGGUGGUACAGCCAGGAAUGGUCAGGCAUCGACAUCGUCGUUUCCGGCCCAGUUGUUCUAUCGGCGUAAUCUCUUUAUGGCCCAUAUGCAAAAGGUGCAUCAACUCCCUCCAGAGGCAACACGCGACCACGCUCACAAGCAACGCAUUGGCCGAAAUUGUCAGACUAGAUUUUGGUGCGGGUUCUGCAAGAGAAUUGUGGAAUUGCAGAAGAAAGGGUUGGAGGGUGCAGAUGAGAGGUUCAAUCAUAUCGACAAACAUUUCAAGCAGAACCGUGACAUUUCCGAGUGGGUGGUUGUGGAGGGCAGCGAAACUAAAGGGCAACACGACGAAGUAGAUCGAGAGGAAGAGCAGGAGGAGCAGGAGGAGGAUAUCAACGACGUGCUAGGCUCCGAUGGCAUUGGCGACAGCCCGACCAGGGUUGGGGAAGAUACCGCUGAUGGGCGCUCACGUGAGAAUUAUGAUUAUGAUGUUAACGACCGCGGUGGUGGUGCCAAUGCUCGAAAUGACAUUGGCCAGAAGCGAACUCUCCCUUCCGAUUUUGAAGGGUCGUCACGACCAUCACAACAGCGCCGGACCCAUCCCGCACAUGGCAAAAAAACUCCAUACGCCUUCAACUGCUGCCAGUGUAGAGAAGGACCCCACACAUUAAUGCUUGGCCGACAUUGUCCUAUGUGCUCGCAUGUGUGUUGUGCAUUUUGUUCCUAUAUGGAUGAUAAGUGCCGAGACGUGGGACGUCCAAGGUGA
Messenger RNA from Endocarpon pusillum Z07020, 2895 nucleotides. RefSeq lists its product as uncharacterized. Gene Ontology annotation, cellular component: nucleus. The transcript has 3 exons. Lineage: Eukaryota; Fungi; Ascomycota; Eurotiomycetes; Verrucariales; Verrucariaceae. The coding region runs from base 1 to 2895 and encodes 964 amino acids. Gene Ontology annotation, biological process: regulation of transcription by RNA polymerase II. The record is from RefSeq and is a predicted model, not a curated record.